UACACAAGGGGCUCCAGGCGGCUCCCGUACAGCUUAAAAGCGGAUGUGGAGCAGUCAACCACUUCCGGGAGCAGCCAAGAGCUAUGACCGCCAACGCGGAGCCCAGGCGGCGCCCCGGAGUUGGAGUUGGCGUGGUGGUGUUGAGCUGCGAGCAUCCUCGCUGCGUCCUUCUGGGGAAGAGGAAAGGGUCGUUUGGAGCCGGCAGCUUCCAGCUUCCUGGGGGCCAUUUGGAAUUCGGUGAGACCUGGGAAGAAUGCGCUCAGAGGGAAACCCGGGAAGAGGCCGGGCUACACCUGAAGAACGUGCGCUUUGCAUCUGUGGUGAAUUCUUUUGUUGAGAGGGAGAAUUACCAUUAUGUCACCAUACUAAUGAAAGGAGAGGUGGACGUGGCUCACGGUUCAGAGCCAAAGAACAUGGAGCCUGAGAAAAAUGAAAGUUGGGAGUGGGUUCCUUGGGAAGAGUUCCCUCCAUCGCACCAGCUUUUCUGGGCUCUCCGUUGUUUAAAAGAGCAAGGCUACGACCCAUUUAGAGAGGACCUGAGCCACCUGGACGGGUACAGAGGUGAGCACCUCGAAGAACCCAAGGAGAUUCCUUAAUUUAAAAAACAAAAACAAAAAAAACUUAGUAAAUGAAAGGUUCACUGUUUCAAGACAACUUUGUUUUAUCUACGAAGCCACGUGGUCACCAGUUUACAGUCUCCUAAAGUAACUUGAACUCAUAAGAACAUCUUCCUGAGGCGUGUCGCUGUGAAGAUGGAUAAGGACCUUGUGGCUAACUGUCUGAACUGCUGUAAGUUACCAUUGAUGGCUACAUGAAGACGAGUGUCACAGUAUUUGUCUUACUGUUCUGAUUCAAAUAGAGGUCGGACAGAACUCAUUCAAGUUCAGGAGCAAAUUGCCCACUGCAAGAUUCAGUAUGCUUGUUGAUUUCCUUUUUCCUUUUACUUGAAAGGAAUUUUUAAGUGACCAUGUAACUAGAGAGAUCAUGACAUGUACUUCCCUGGUUUCUAACAGGAAUCUGUGUUAAAUGUGAGACAGCCUAAACUUGGAUCCUACUAUUAAAGGCCAAGUCAUCUGC
Molecule: messenger RNA, 1077 nt
Organism: Phodopus roborovskii (desert hamster)
Lineage: Eukaryota; Metazoa; Chordata; Mammalia; Rodentia; Cricetidae
Gene: Nudt15
Product: nudix hydrolase 15
Exons: 3
Coding region: 84-596 (170 amino acids)
Biological process (GO): dGTP catabolic process
Cellular component (GO): cytosol
Molecular function (GO): 8-oxo-7,8-dihydrodeoxyguanosine triphosphate pyrophosphatase activity
Source: RefSeq, a predicted model, not a curated record